This is a messenger RNA of Mesorhabditis belari, 525 nucleotides long. The record is from the annotation of a GenBank genome assembly. NCBI's taxonomy places the organism in Eukaryota, Metazoa, Nematoda, Chromadorea, Rhabditida, Rhabditidae.
AUGUCGUCCGAGCUGGCCGAAGAGAUGAGAGCAGCGAAAGAGGCCUUUUUGAGAGCUCUGAUUGCCGCGAGGGCAGAGACGGACAAAUGGAAGAUCGUGCGAGAUAUUCUGGAUGCCGGGUACGAGUUUGGACGGUUGAGGGCUCUCGACGAACAGCUAGCAAACGAUGAAUGGACGGCUGAAGAUGGGGAGCAAUUGAAAGAGAACUUUCCAGAAGCCGUGAAACAAGUCGGCGCCAACUACAAUCCGAUGGUCGGUAGCAUGGAGCUGGAAGAUCUCUUCAGAGCGAAACGAUACUGUUCCGCCGUCACAUUUAUCGACGACGACAUAAAAUUGAUCUACGAUUCUUUGGAAGAAGACGAAUCGAUUCGAGAAGCGGUCACCAAUGAUUGGAGAGGGGUGUACGCGAUGAGAGCUCAAUUGUUAUAUCUGAUGGAUGAAUGGAAAACGGAUGGAUGGUAUCGAAAAGUGGAUCGAGACGAGGAGCCAAACAAGGAAGGAGUCCCAGACAGUCAUUAUUGGUGG